GGUGUCCCGCAGUGCGGGCAAGCGGCGCGCAGGAGGGUGCUGGGCACGCGAGCUGGGGAGCUGGGGCAAGCACUUUCCCUCUCUCCGGGCGCCAGGAAGAUGACGCGCUUCGCUCUGACCGUUGUCCGGCAUGGAGAAACAAGAUUUAACAAGGAGAAAAUAAUUCAAGGACAAGGAAUAGAUGAGCCUCUUUCAGAAACUGGAUUUAAACAAGCAGCUGCCGCUGGCAUGUUUCUUAAUAAUGUGAAGUUUACUCAUGUUUUCUCCAGUGACCUCAUGAGGACAAAGCAGACCGUGCAUGGGAUUUUGGAGAAGAGCAAAGUUUGCAAAGAUUUGACAGUAAAGUAUGAUUCAAGACUUCGAGAAAGAAAAUACGGGGUCGCAGAAGGCAGGGCCCUAAGUGAGCUAAGGGCAAUGGCCAAAGCAGCUGGGGAAGAAUGCCCUAUGUUCACACCACCCGGAGGAGAGACCUUAGACCAGGUGAAAAUGCGUGGAAAAGACUUUUUCGAUAUUCUUUGUCAACUGAUCCUGCAAGAAGCAGGUCAGAAUGAACAGUUUUCCCAAGGAGCUCCAAGCAACUGUCUGGAAACUUCUCUGGCAGAGAUAUUUCCUUUAGGAAAACCCUGUGCCUCUGAAUCUAAUGCAGACAGUGGCGCACCAGGAUUAGCCGCCAGUGUCUUAGUUGUGAGUCAUGGUGCUUACAUGAAAAGCCUGUUUAAUUAUUUUCUGACUGACCUUAAGUGUUCCUUACCCUCAACUCUGAACAAAUGCGAAUUUAUGUCAGUCAGUCCCAACACAGGGAUUAGUCUCUUUAUUGUAAACUUUGAGAAUGGAAGAGAAGUGAAGCCAACAAUUCAGUGUGUUUGUAUGUACCUACAGGAUCAUCUGAAUGGAGGGACUGAAACUCGCUAAAAUUUAAAUCUACAUCAAAAUUUUGAACUUCUGAGGGAGUGCCUUUGGCUUUAUUUGUUUCCAUCCUCUGCUAGCGCUGAUUUGGAAACAGUUAAAAAGCUAUUACAGCAGGUUAUAAAGCUUGAAUGGAAUCGUGGCCACAGAGAACACUAAUGGAAACCAUUUACGAUUGACUUACUUUGUCUUGAGUACAGUUGACUUUUUCCAAAGUAAUUUUACUACCCUGUUCAGUUACAUCUCUGGAUUGUAAAUGAAUCAAAGAAUUCAGUAUUGCAAAUUGAGGGAUUCAUGACCUUGUAACUAUGUUUUUUUGUUUGUUUUUGUUUUUUUUUCAUUUUCUUUGUUAUUUUUCUUUAACAUCUGAAAAAUCUAGCCUAUUUUAUUGGCUCUUGGGUAAGAUACUGUAUGUUUUUUACUGUAUCGUCCAGUGCUUAAAAGAAGGAACUAUUUAUAAUUCCCAUUGCAUAUUUAUAGUGAGAACAUAUUGUAUUUUAAAAGUCCUUUAAAUUAAAAAUUCUUAACCAUCCUCAGUUUUAUAUAAAGCAAAAUGACACUAAAAUUUUUAAUAUAGAAAUCAACUGUUAGAAUUUUUUACUAUAGAGGGUUUGAAAUGUGGAUGAAUGGAGAUUAUGGUUGCAGGUUGGUCUGGUGAGGAAGAAUGGAAAGCAUCAUUUGACUAAGAAACAUUGAAGAAGGAAACUCUGCGCAGAAGAAGACAAAAGAGCAUCUCUUUCUCAUCUAAUAGGCUGAAGAAUUUAGUUUGGAGAAGGCUCUAAUGAGAGUAAAUGGUUACUAGUGUACUACACAGUAACCUCAGAAGGAAGGGGGAUGCUUCCUUGGAAAGAAUGUUGCUCCGAUAACCCCAACUGUGGGGUUUUGUGGAAGGUACAGUUGCCUCUUUCUUCCAGCAGAUGGCACUGGAGCAAAGGGAUUUUGGUUAACUGAAUUUUGUACACAAGAUUGGCCCCUCAAAAAAUCCUCACCGAAAUGAAAGUGUUUUCCAUGUGGUUUGCUUUUAAGUUAUCGUGCUGAUGAAUGCUGAGUCUCACCUUACAAGAGUGUUAAUACUAAAGUUUGUCAGUUAAGGCCAAAAUCACGUGUAGUCCAAAUUUACCAUGGACAGCUUGUAAGUCCUACGUAAUGUUCAGUGUUAGCAGUGUUCUCAGUGGGUCCAUCCGUGCCCCUCUCCUGUCAGCGUUGGAAGAGAGCUCGUGGUUGACCACUAGAGGGAGGCCUCUGCAAGAGAGAACUUGAAAAGGGAAGCGAAAAGGACGAAUAAUAAUAAAUGUAAUAAAUGUCCGCAUUCUCACCAUCCAGAAGUAAUAACUUCCCCGCUUUUUGUUUUAUUUAUUUUAUUAUUAUUAUUAUUAUUUUAACAAAAUAACACACUGAGAUGUAAGUGAAGUUCCUUUAACCAGUCCCCGCAGUGCUGUGCCCUCUUGUACUGUGCAGAGGCCACCACCGCGGUGCGUCUGUGCGUACAUUCAUCUGUUCCUGACCGUUUACCUAGGAUCCUAAGGAAACGUUAUUGCUUCAGUGUUUUUUCAAAUGUACAUAAAUAUCAUCAAUCUGUAUUCUGCAUUUUCAAUUACUAUAUCAUGGGGUUCUAUCUAUGUUGCUAUGUAUGGAUGUAUUUACUAUCACUGUAUUCUAUUAAAUAAAUGUGGCACAUUUUGUUCA
Messenger RNA from Leptonychotes weddellii (Weddell seal), 2592 nucleotides. The record is from RefSeq and is a predicted model, not a curated record. Lineage: Eukaryota; Metazoa; Chordata; Mammalia; Carnivora; Phocidae.